CGGCCCGCCCCGGAAGGCGGCGAACGCCCGGCCUGGCCCCGCCGCGAUGCUGCAGCUCCGGGAGGCGGAGGAGGCCGGCCCGGGCGGCAGCCCCGGGGCCGCGCUGCUGGAAGCGGGGGGGGCCGGGCCGCCCCCCCAGCCCCCGGCCCGCCGGACCCUGCGGCCGCUCAGCCUGCGCCCCGCCGCCCGCCUCCGCCACUACUUCGUGUUCCGGCCCGGCACCGUAGAGCAAGCGGUGAGCGAGAUCCGCGCCGUCGUGCUGCCCGCCGGGGACGGGGAGGUGCGGAGCGUCUGGCUGCUCGUCGAAAUUGACCACUGGAACAACGAGAAGGAACGUCUCGUCCUUAUCACAGAUUCGUCCCUCCUGAUCUGCAAAUACAACUUCAUCAGCCUGCAGUGCCAGCACGUGACGAGGAUUUCCCUCAGUGCAGUCGAUACCAUCUCUGUAGGAGAGUUUGAGUUCCCGCCUAAAUCUCUGAACAGGCGGGAAGGUAUCGGCAUUCGGAUUCAGUGGGACAAGCAAAGUCGCGCUUCCUUCAUAAACAGAUGGAACCCCUGGUCCACAAACAUCCCGUACGUCACCUUCACCGAGCAUCCCGUGGCAGAUGCUGAUGAGAACAUUGCAUCCCUUUGCCUGUUGGAAAACUUUAAAACUCAGUUAAUUCAAGCUGUGAAGAAAGCCCAUAAGGAGUGUCCGUUGCCAGGGAGGGUGAACGGCGUGCUAGUGCUGGAGCGUCCUCUUCUGAUCGAGACUUACCUGGGACUGAUGUCCUUCAUCAACAACGAGGCCAAACUUGGCUACUCCAUGACAAGAGGCAAAAUUGGAUUUUAAAAUUAAUUGUAUUUUAAAAUUAAUUGCAUUUAAUCUUUUCAAGGGAAAGUGAUUUGAUAUUGGGCUCCUGGGGAGAGCACGGUGUGUGGCAGAAUAUCUGAGAAUCAAAGCGAGGAAGCUCGGGGAACAGAACGGGUGGUUGUAGAUCUGACAGUUCACAGGGGGUCCUGGUUGUUAUGGUCAGUCAGAUUAAUGCAAAGCAGACAUGAGGUAGUGUCAUUCUCGUGUUUUCUAUCUAAUUUACAGUUCUUGCUGGUUCUUACAUGGGGUUGGUGAACAGCAGUAUUUUCCAUUUCGAACUGCAUGGUCUUCCCUGUUAAUUAAGUGCAAUUGGUAUCUGCUACAAACACGCCGCACAAAUACUUAAGAUACACUAGAACGUUCAUGCCGUAUUACAGUUGUGUCCCUGGAUAUGGCGUCAAAUCAAGUCGUGUGCUUGGGAUUGAUUUGUAUUGUUCACAAUUACAAUAAUCUUAGCGUUUUGAUUAGUGCCCAUUAAGAAUUUUGAAAGCUGUGUCAGUCAUUCUUUAGCAAAACAGAGCCAGCAAGUUUUGUUAAAGCUGUACUGUUUCGUCUGCUCAGAAGCUGUGCACGUGAACUAUUAUUUUGUAAACUGAAGUAUAGGGCUGAAUAUACAUUUAUUAGCUUUUUGUAAAAAUACCUCCCUCAAAACCAGAGUCUAACUUCCUUAUUUUUUAUGUAUGUUUUAUUGCUGCAGCCACAGAAUAAAGACUCUUUUGAGAGAAUACUGCCAAAA
Tyto alba (common barn owl) is the source of this 1589-nucleotide messenger RNA. RefSeq names its product tumor protein p63 regulated 1 like (gene TPRG1L). The record is from RefSeq and is a predicted model, not a curated record. Gene Ontology annotation, cellular component: cytoplasm; synaptic vesicle. The transcript is spliced from 5 exons. NCBI's taxonomy places the organism in Eukaryota, Metazoa, Chordata, Aves, Strigiformes, Tytonidae. The coding region runs from base 47 to 832 and encodes 261 amino acids.